Messenger RNA from Trichoderma reesei QM6a, 873 nucleotides. RefSeq lists its product as uncharacterized. The record is from RefSeq and is a predicted model, not a curated record. Bases 1 to 873 code for a protein of 290 amino acids. Lineage: Eukaryota; Fungi; Ascomycota; Sordariomycetes; Hypocreales; Hypocreaceae. The transcript is spliced from 2 exons.
AUGGGCGCCGUCGGAGGAUACUUUGCCAUAAAAUGGCUGCUGAAGAGCCGUUCCAAGACUUCUGCAACUCAGACAGAAAAGCCUGUGGAGGAACCGCUGUCAGACACGACCUCCAAGGAGGCGGUCGCUGACCUCAAGUCGAAAUACAGGGCACCAUGCGCCUGUCCCACCGAACAUGAUACGUUGCCGGUGCUUCCAUCACGCUCACCGAGACGUACGUUAUGCGAAGAGGCGCAUGGCGAAGAGCUGCACGACGAAACCCCAGUCAGCGUCCUGCCCUCGUCCUGCCUCGACCCCGCGCGCCCUCUCUUGCCAUUGCAUUGGUCUGUGAGCGACCAUGUUUCAUUCGACAAGCUGGCCAGGGCCCGUCGCCAGGUCAACUCUCCGAACGUCCCGGUCAUCGUGCCAGAGCUGUGCAGCAAAGGGUACAUUCUCACCGAUACGCUUGCCCGGUUCGACUGGUUCUCCCGCAUCUACUUUCACAAAGGCAGCUUUGAACAGAGAUCUCGAGUCACAAGCCAGAUACACAGAGGCUCGCUGGAGCACUACAUCGCAUGCCCCCACCAGAGCAUCAGCGUCUCUGAGCCGACAUUUGGGGAGAAGAAUGGAAAUCAAGAGGUGCAGGCAUGGGUGACCGCCAGACCGCCCCGAUGUGAAUCACAUCCAAUGGAGAGGUGGGAUGAUCGAUCUGGCCCUUAUAUUCAUAGGACCGCUUGUGGCAUCUGCGAUGUAGACGUAGAGUGCACGAUAGACGUUCGGAAGGGGUAUUUCAUGAGAGUGAGGUUUACCUGUCGACGCGGCCUGGGCGCGGGUUUGGAUCCAAGUGAUCCGAAAUGGGUUGCUCUGAUGACAGGCAACGGGCAGACUAAGUAG